Catharus ustulatus (Swainson's thrush) is the source of this 1074-nucleotide messenger RNA. RefSeq names its product RNA polymerase I subunit H (gene POLR1H). Lineage: Eukaryota; Metazoa; Chordata; Aves; Passeriformes; Turdidae. Gene Ontology annotation, cellular component: RNA polymerase I complex. Bases 85 to 444 code for a protein of 119 amino acids. Gene Ontology annotation, molecular function: DNA-directed RNA polymerase activity; zinc ion binding; nucleic acid binding. The transcript has 7 exons. Gene Ontology annotation, biological process: DNA-templated transcription; termination of RNA polymerase I transcription. The record is from RefSeq and is a predicted model, not a curated record.
GGCGGAAAUGCCGGAAGUGACGUCACGGAAGGGGCGGGGCUUCCUCGAGUUUCCCGCGCGCGCUGAGGCGGCUCCGGGACAGGCAUGGAUCAGUCCCGGUUCCGUUCCAGGCUGGAAUUCUGCCCCGAGUGCGGCUCGGUGCUGCCCCGGCCCGGCCCCCCCAGCUCCAUCUGCUGCCCCCGCUGCUGCUUCAGCCUCCAGUGUGAAGAUUUCGAGGGCUGCAGCGUGCGGAGCCGCCUGGAGCUGACCCCGCUGGAGGCCGGGGGGGGGAGGGGCAGGGACGGCCCCGCCCCCCCAGAGGGACCCACGGUGGAGCGGCGCUGCCCCCGCUGCGGGCACGAGCAGAUGCGAUUCCACACGCGCCAGAUGCGCUCGGCCGACGAGGGCCAGACGGUGUUCUACAGCUGCCCCCGGUGCAGGUUUCAGGAGAAGGAAGAUUCCUGAAAAUUCCGGAUUUUUCCAGAAAUUCCGGAUUUUUCCGCGGUUUCGGGAUCGUGUUUGGUGCUGGAAAAGGAAUAAAAGCGACCCCCCAAAAUUUGGGGUGGGGUUCAGGACCCCAAAAUUGACCCCAGACCCUUUUUGGGGACCCCAAAAUUGACCCCAGACCCUUUUUGGGACCCCAAAAGCGACUCCGGCCCAAACUUGUCCCCUGCGCCGCUCCGUACCCUUCCCACAAUCCCCCUCUUCCCGUACGGCCGGAAGUGCUCGCCCUGCUCUCUUCCACCGGAAGUGCGCACACCGAGGGGGACCGGAUUCGCUGCCGCACUCACCGGAAGUGGCGCGCUCUGCGCACACCGGAAGUGGGGGCGGUGUCGGGCGCUGCACCGGGGGCGGCGGCGAGAGCGGCCCGGCCCUUCCCAGUUCCGCCCCCUCCCCAUCCCAGUAACGGGGCCCUCCCCUCCCAGUACCGGGCAGCUCCUCCCAGUACCGGGAGCCCCCGCGGGGCCAUGGCGGAGGCCGCGGACAGCGGCGGGUGCGGCACCGCCACCGUCACCGAGAGCGGAACCGUUGAACCGGAGAACCGCAGCCUGACGCUGAAGCUGAGUGACCACUGGUGACCCUGAGUGACCCCUG